CGUAUACGUCUUCCUUUGAAGGGGUACAACAAACCAAAUUUUUUUUUUUUUGUCAAGACAAAAGUCCGAUCAUCAACCAAUCCGAGAUAGUUAAAGAAAGUCGCAGAUCUUUGAAUCUCAGGUCAAAAAUAUUUCCCAACUGGAAAUUUGGAGGACCCCUUGUCUCCUCCAUGCGUAAAAACCUGAACUGCUUAUUAGCUGAUCAGCAAUAAAGUCCCAAUAUGGAUCAUGAUGAGGUGGAAAAUAAUGAUGGGAAUCUCGAUCAGAUGUACACACUGGAUGAAGCACUUGCAGUUGUGGGUUUUGGGAGAUUUCAAGUUUUGGUGCUUUGUUAUGCUGGACUUGGGUCUAUUGCUGAGGCCAUGGAGGUUAUGAUUCUGUCUUUCGUGGGACCAGCUGUGAAGUCUCAGUGGGAACUUUCUUCUGCUCAAGAGAGCUUAAUAACCACUGUGGUUUUUGCUGGCAUGCUUGUUGGUGCUUAUUCUUGGGGCAUCAUUUCAGAUAACUAUGGAAGAAGGAAGGGUCUCCUGAGUGUAGCAAUAGUUACUUCCAUAUCUGCAUUCCUGAGUACUUUCUCACCUGAUUACAUAACUUUGAUUAUUUUGAGAGUGUUCGUUGGUGUUGGCCUUGGUGGUGGGCCGGUGUACUCAACUUGGUUUCUAGAGUUUGUACCCGCACAGAAAAGGGGAACCUGGAUGGUUAUCUUCUCUACAUUCUGGUCAGUUGGCACAAUCCUUGAGGCUUCAUUGGCAUGGAUCAUUAUGCCAAGAUUGGGUUGGAGAUGGUUACUUGCACUUUCAUCAAUACCAUCUUUUGCAGCCCUGAUUCUUUAUGGAUUUGUGAUAGAAUCUCCAAGAUACCUAUACAUGAGAGGCAAAAUGAAUGAUGUGUAUAACAUUCUGAAAAAAAUGGCUAUACUCAACCAAACAGAACUCCCCUCUGGAAUGCUUGUUUCUGAUAGAAGACCAGAGUUGGAUGAAGAAUUUGCUCCAGAAGAACGUAUUGGAUUGCUUUCUUCUGGAAGUAAUGAAGUCACAUUUUUCAAAGCAGGCUUCUCAUCAGUUAUAAUGCUGUUCUCAUCAAGAUUAGUUAAAACUACUCUUCUCUUAUGGGUGGUCUAUUUUGGGAAUUCUUUCGCGUAUUAUGGCAUAAUUUUGCUGACAUCAGAGAUAAGCAGCGGACAAAGUGAAUGUGGACCAGCCACUUUGAAUUCAAAAAUUUCUGAUGAUGCUAGCCUUUACAGAGAUGUAUUUCUCACUAGCUUUGCAGAGCUUCCUGGGCUUAUAUUGUCAGCAAUUAUUGUGGAUUUCCUUGGUCGCAAAAGAUCCAUGGCACUUAUGUACUUAUUCAGUUUCAUAUUCCUCUUACCACUGUUUUUUAAGCCUCAGCAUGAGUUUCUAACUACGGGCUUAUUAUUUGGAGCUCGCAUGUUUGUGAUUGGAACUUUCACUAUAGUUGGUAUAUACUGUCCAGAGAUAUAUCCGACUGCUGUGAGGUCAACCGGCUAUGGAGUUGCUAGUGCUGUUGGAAGAAUUGGAGGGAUGAUAUGUCCUCUUGUGGCUGUCCAGUUGGUUACUGGUUGCCAUCUAGUUCCAGCAUUAGUUUUCUUUGACGUUGUAAUAGCUCUUUCAGGGAUUUGCGUUAUGCUUUUCCCAUUUGAAACCAAGGGACGCAAACUAACUGAUACUGUUGCUGCAUGUAAUUCUAGUUGAACCAAUUCAGUCAGCACGACACGACAUUAAUGCUGCUUAGAUUGUUAGUUAAAGCUAUUGCUUAAGCAAUUCUUUGUGUAUUGUAAAGAAAUAGGUCCCUUCUUCAGUCAUUUAUGAAAAAUGCAGUACAUAUGUUAAAAGUAA
Molecule: messenger RNA, 1856 nt
Organism: Coffea eugenioides
Lineage: Eukaryota; Viridiplantae; Streptophyta; Magnoliopsida; Gentianales; Rubiaceae
Product: organic cation/carnitine transporter 7-like
Exons: 6
Coding region: 222-1712 (496 amino acids)
Biological process (GO): transmembrane transport
Cellular component (GO): membrane
Molecular function (GO): transmembrane transporter activity
Source: RefSeq, a predicted model, not a curated record